AUGUCGAAUGUAUCCUGGGUUAACUCAGUAUUGUUCCCCGCCGCCAUGUCGUCCGUCAUCGAUGAGCCCACGGGCCCCGUCAAGUCGCAUUCAAUAUUCCGCUCGGUUCCCUUCCAGAUCGUCGUCGCAUGCGGUGUUUCUUUCACGGCGCCGGGCAUGUGGGAUGCCCUGGGCGGACUCGGUGCAGGAGGAGCAGCAGAGCCGUACGCCGUAUCGGCCGCCAACGCCCUGGUCUACGGUCUCUUCGCCAUUGUGUGCGUGGCUGCAGGCGCCAUCAACAACCGCAUCGGCCUCAAGUACGGACUCGCGCUCGGAGCAAUCGGUUAUCCUCUUUACGGCGCCGGAUUGUAUACUAACAACAUACACUCGACGACCUGGUUCAUGCUGUUUGGCUCUGCACUGUGUGGCAUCUCAGCUGGUUUCUUCUGGGCCGCCGAAGCAGCAAUCAUCAUCGGAUAUCCGUCUCCCGGCGAUAGAGCCUUCUACCUCGCAGUAUGGCAGACCGCCAAAGCCGCAGGUCCCAUCGUAGGAGGCGCCAUCAACCUAGGACUGAACGCGAACCGCAAAACCGCUGGCUCCGUUUCCUCCUCCACCUAUAUCGUCUUCAUCGUCAUCAUGUGCCUUGGCCUUCCCAUAGCUCUCUGCCUCUCCCCCGCGCGCAAGGUCUGGCGCAAAGACGGCACCGCAGUCGUAACCUCCAUGGCGCCCACCUGGGCCGCAGAGUUCAAAGCCGUCGGCCGCCUCCUCAUCAGCCGCCGCAUCCUGCUCCUCCUCCCGGCCUUCUUCAUCAGCUACUUCUACAACGGCUUCAUGAGCACGUGGCUCACCACAUACUUCACCGUCCGCGCGCGCGCCUUCUCCAGUUUCUUCACUAACUUUGCGGGAAUCUUCAGCUCGUUCCUCAUCGCGUUUCUGCUGGACAACCAGAGGGUGCACAUCAAGACUCGGGGUCGCAUCGCUUUCGUCUCAAUCGUUACCAUCCUGGUGGGCACCUGGAUAUGGGCGUCUGUCCUGCAGAACGAGUUCUACAACAUGGCUGAGCCGCCUGUGCACGACUGGUUCACAGGCGGCUUCGGGAAGUCGUACGCGCUCGUCUUCUUCUGGCAGUUUGGCGGUCAGGCGUUCCAGCAGUUCCUGUACUGGCUGGUUGGCCAGUAUGCGACGGAUCUUUCCAAUCUUUCGCACCACACGGGUAUUCUGCGCGGGGUGGAGGCGCUGGGUCAGACGGUUGCCUGGGCCAUGCAAUCUGAGGGUAAUGCGAACCAUUUCGUGAGCAUUGGGCUGAACUUUGGGGUCACGUUGCUGUGCGUUGUGCCGACGUGGAUUAUCUUGAGCGAGUUGGAGGGGAGCCAUGAGAUCAAGGUUAUGGAGGAGGAGGUUGAGGGUGAUAUCGUGAAGGGCGGAGAUAAGCUGUAA
This is a messenger RNA of Didymosphaeria variabile, 1416 nucleotides long. RefSeq lists its product as uncharacterized. NCBI's taxonomy places the organism in Eukaryota, Fungi, Ascomycota, Dothideomycetes, Pleosporales, Didymosphaeriaceae. Gene Ontology annotation, molecular function: transmembrane transporter activity. The record is from RefSeq and is a predicted model, not a curated record. The coding region runs from base 1 to 1416 and encodes 471 amino acids. The transcript is spliced from 2 exons. Gene Ontology annotation, biological process: transmembrane transport.